This is a messenger RNA of Ciona intestinalis (vase tunicate), 4280 nucleotides long. RefSeq lists its product as uncharacterized. Gene Ontology annotation, molecular function: protein binding. Gene Ontology annotation, cellular component: nucleus. The record is from RefSeq and is a predicted model, not a curated record. NCBI's taxonomy places the organism in Eukaryota, Metazoa, Chordata, Ascidiacea, Phlebobranchia, Cionidae.
CUGUUGUUUCAGCGGUACCAGCUGACGCCCCGGUACAGAAAACUGUCCUGGCUCCAUUGAGCAAAGCGCAAAAAUAAACACGGGGUGACGCAGCAGCUCCCCGCUAGCUCGAGUCCAGCCGCGACAGCCUUUUUCGGCCCACUCAGCGCUCGCAAUCACUCGUUUUUCUCCUCGCGCUCUCAGUGCCCUUUCUCUGUAUUGUUGAACAGACGGUCGUUCACCAGGCGAUUGUGCUAGCUCGUUUCAGCGUCGAGUGACAAACAGCCUCUCCUAUAACUGCUGUGUUGGUCGUACGGUCUUUAUAAUACGCACUUCGUGUGCCCAGAGGGCUCUGUGUGUCGGCUUUGUCGUCGCUCUUACCCCGUAUUAACCUACAUUGAAAGAGAACGGCCUGGCGUCCUGUUCUGCUCGGAAUAGUUCAUUUGCAGAUUUAGCAUGGAGCGAAAAGGGCUUGGCUGUUAGUUCAGUACCUCCACAAAACCAGCUUUUCAGAAGGUCUUUUCCAUAUAUGUACAGGACGGAGUAAAGGUUUACCUGUUCUACGUUGAAGCCAGUGUUAGUACAGUUCAAGAGUCAGAAUACAGGUAAUGUAAGACUAUAUCAAAAGAUUUAUUGACAUGAAACUAAAAACGAUGCUUGUGUGACUUUUACCAGUUAAUUCCGUGUCGUGUUGUACUUAUCUAGUAUCCGUUCUUCGUUUAUUGUGAAAUUUUCAUUUGUGGCUGUGUCCUUGUUUUCAAUCGGUAGUGUUUUUGUUACGCCUGGUCUGUUUAUAGACGUCUUAUCGUGAAUCAAAACAGUACCGAUUCUUCCUGUAAUAAACACUAUAAUGAAUUCAUUAAUCAAGGUGUGCCUCAUUUGGGUACUGUAACUGUUUACGGGCUACUGUAUAUGUUAAACUAUGUGCCUGUUAUUAAUAUUUUUAACAAAACUUUUGCUUGUAGAAUUUUAGGCAAAUUUGUGUAUAGUUAAAUUUAAAGUUUAGCUAAGUUUUUUGAGAAAAAGUUAAAAGAAUUUGGUUUAAAUCUGUUGACCAACUAACUGGGUCAAUUUCAUUUGAAAGUUACCACUUUUUGUGACUAUGGAUGCUAAAGAAACAGCAUCUUCCGUUCCGGAGUUACCAGCUGGAAAUUGUGAAACGCAACAGUCAAUCACUUUAUCCAUAUGUCCAAUAACUGGAGGCACUUUUGACUUGGAAGUUAGAGCCAGUGACUCAGUUGAAGAACUAAGGAAGAAAAUAGCCCGACAUUUGCAAACCCCAAAGGAACGAUUGACUAUUCUGUUUAAAGAAAAGGUAUUGACUUCGGGAAUGUUGGCUGACCAACAAAUUCAAGAUGGAAAUAAGAUAACGUUGCUACCUUCUGUCGAAAGUGGUUUUUCGUCGACAGUACAAGGAACUCAACAGUCGAUUAUCCAAGCCAUAGAAAGCCUCUCCGACGUACAAAUUGAUGAUUUUUUAUCGGGUCGAUCGCCACUUACACUCGCACUACGUGUUGGAGACCAUAUGAUGUUUGUGCAGUUGCAACUGGAGCAGUCUAUGGUACAAGGAAGCAAUGCAGGGACCACGCCUACAACACACCCAUCAGUGCCAGGUAGAUCCGGGCAACGGUCUUCUCGCCACAACCGUCACCGAUCGCAUCACAUCCCGGGUUUCCCACCUCGCUGUUCGCCGGACCAUUCGGCAGCGCUCAACUGCCUUCCACCCAGCUUAUGGACCAACAACCCGGCAUUCAACCCAAUAUCCCGAGUUCCCGCUUCUGUGACGUCAUCUCUCUCCCCCGAAAACGAAACCACAAAAUUCGAAUCCUCUUCAUCCGAGUCAAGCCAACGGGACACCUCAACACCGCUGGCAGCGGCCUCUGGUAUGGGAGGACCCACGACCGGCCUACUGUACAAAACAACCGCCUGUCCCUCCUUGAAACGAGCUGCAGUGGCUUCUUUACCCCACCUACCCCUUGAUAAACCAUCCCAUCUCGACAAACUGGUCACUGCUUGCUCAUCACUUGGUACAUCUACAUCCCAGAGUAGCAGCUCCCAGAAAUCGAGCUCAGGGAAGGCAAAGAUGGACCCCAGGACCCACUCGUCCCGGCGAACUCCUUCUGGGACCCCUUACCCCACAAACAGCCAGAACUACCACUACAGACGUGCCUCUACUACGAGCGGAAAGAUUACGUCCGGAGUUGGUUCGCUCACGCACAACAGUUCAUUGAAUGGAGUGCCAAUAAAGACGAGGCUGGAAUUUCUAUCAUUUUCAAUUUCGAAUUCCGCAGGCACCCCACGAGUAAUGCGCCAGAUGCAGCGAUUGCGGCGUUUAUGUGGCGCUCACCAGCAGUGUGUGGCGUACAGCAGCCCUGAGCUUGCUUCAGAAAUCUCAUCGAUCGUUCAUGCUGCAAAACACCAUUCUUCCUCGGAUAAUUCUGCCUACCACCGUCGUAGUAAUGGCAAGAGCUCCCAAAAAGAGCGUCCCAGGUCAUCCCAGGCAACAACUUCCUCUCCCACUCCUUCUGUUCCUGCAGCAGGAGCAUCCAUCGACUCUUUCACGACCCACGGACCUGGGAUUUUCUCCGGGACUUUUUCAGGUUCGUUGCACCCGAACAUUCAGGACAACGACGGCCGACCUAAGAGAGACCCACAGACCAUCCUGCAGAUUUUGACCGAUCUCUUGAGUGCGACCAACCAUUACCAGGGGCAGGCAGGGAAUAUUGGGAUGCUACCUCAACUGCUGAAGGAUCAUUUCACGAAACAGCAAGCUGGUACAAGUGCCACCAACGAGCCAACCAGAGAGACACCAACCCCACCAGCUGAACAGGAGGCAGGCACCAGUCGUCCACAACACAGCAGAAGUCGUCACCCUCAGCACUUUCCACACCCUUACUUACCCCAACAGUUUAACAAUACACCAUACGUGUAUCCCUACCUUCCCGGUUCCCAAACAGGGGUCCCACACUCUUACGCUGCGUACCAGCACAUGGCCGGUCAAGCGGCCGUUUUCCACCACUAUACUCAUAACAACGGUAUCGUCACCCCGCCUGAUAACUGCUACCAUCAUCAGCGAGUGUCGGGCAAAUGCCCACAUCGACGUUAUGGCGAUCACCACGCCGGAAGUUCAAGCUCCAAGUCCCGCCAGUCCCCGUACUGGUGCUGCUGCUCGUCCAGUUCUAGUCGACGAUCAAGCAAGCAAGCGCCGCAUAUCAACAUGGGCCGAUUGAAGCAGCUUCAGCAGGAAAACAACACCACACGCUCCAAGCUUCAACAACUUACACACAUGAUGCAGGAACGUAGAAUGCGGCGCAAAAUGCGACGGGAAGCUUGCGCUCCAUAUGGCAAACCUAACCACGCAUCUUGCUCUGGUGCCGAAAAGGCUGCAGAAUCCAACGCUCUUAUUGCGAGCCCAGAAGGCGACAGUUCCGAGCCAAGCGGGCUUGAGGUCCAGAUCGACAACUUGCACAACUAUGCCGACGAUCGAAAGUCCGAGGUGGCACUAGAGUCGCCGGAAACCGUCACCGUAUGAGUCAUCACGGUCAGUGAUCGUUUUAGCUCACAGCACCACCACUCACGAGUGACAUGAUUUAUCACGCCGUGAAAAAGCCCAGCUUUAGCCGCGAUAGCAGCGCAAAACCACCUUCGUCCGUUUUAGAAACUUUGUACAUAUAACCUAAACCUUAGGCACUCACAAACGUGCACUCAUGAGCGUCACGCCGUGAGCCACUCACGACGGCGUCUCAUGCUUGAAUCCCACGGUUUUGAUGCACGUUUUGAUUUUUAAGUAUUUCUAACGUUGAAAUCCCCACAAAACCACCAUCUCUUGCAUUAUCCGAUGUUACGUACUCUCCGAUCGUCGCAAGUUUUUUCAACCCCUAUUUUUCAGUUUUUGUUGUGCGCCGUGUGUCCCACCUCACCCCUUUUUUGAUUUUUUCAUUUUUGGUUCGAACAACUCUCUUCCGUUGCUUCCCAAGAACGAGGGAAGAAGGCAUAUCUUUUUUGUUGUUUUUUUCCCUUUUUCCCUCUCUCUCCUUUUUCCCACAUCUCUCCAUGUGAUAUCAGUCAUUUAUCCAUGUUAGUAUUAUGGCCAUCCUCCAAAGCUACCUCCAGCCUCCGCAAUUGUUCCGUCGGAGCACCUCCGUCGAGUAAAAAAACAAGGGAAAAUAAAUGGGCAAUAAAUUCCCCGUUUACGGCUAUUUCUCAGUCGCUCUUACACCAGAGAAAGCCAUUGAACUUGAAGAUCUGCCGAACCUCCAGUUUUGGGCGAGCUAUCGCCGCGAAAAAAAUCUUUCGUUUUA